Molecule: messenger RNA, 2915 nt
Organism: Micropterus salmoides (largemouth bass)
Lineage: Eukaryota; Metazoa; Chordata; Actinopteri; Centrarchiformes; Centrarchidae
Product: gap junction gamma-1 protein-like
Exons: 5
Coding region: 191-1351 (386 amino acids)
Biological process (GO): cell communication
Cellular component (GO): connexin complex
Source: RefSeq, a predicted model, not a curated record
CCCGACACAUGGGGUCAGCACGGGCUGAACGGGUUCAGACUGAAGGCUGCCUCUGACGCGGACGCACGCAGACGCCGAUGAGAGCGCGCGCUAAUUAGGAAAACCUGGUCGAGCAAUUAAGCGCGAGGAUAGAAGACGCGCGGAUUGCGGCGCAUAAGAGCUCAUUUAGCUCCCCAGUCACCUUGGCACAAUGAGUUGGAGCUUCCUUACUCGUCUGCUGGAUGAGAUCUCCAACCACUCUACCUUCGUGGGGAAGGUCUGGCUGACAGUACUCAUCAUCUUUCGCAUCGUGCUGACAGCCGUUGGUGGUGAAACGAUCUACUACGAUGAACAGAGUAAAUUUGUCUGCAACACUCAGCAGCCUGGAUGUGAGAACGUGUGCUACGAUGCGUUCGCGCCGCUCUCACAUGUACGAUUCUGGAUCUUUCAGGUGAUCAUGAUCACCACCCCCACCAUUAUGUACCUGGGAUUCGCCAUGCACAAGAUUGCCCGCAUGGACGACAACGAGUACCGGCCCAUUCGGAACCAGAAGAAGAAGAUGCCCAUCGUCAGCCGUGGGGCCGUUCGAGACUACGAGGAGGCUGAGGACAACGGAGAGGAGGACCCCAUGAUUGCUGAGGAGAUUGAACCAGACAAGCCAAAAAAAGCAGAUAAAAGCUCAGAGAAAAAGCAUGACGGUCGUCGGCGGAUCCUGCGUGACGGCCUGAUGAAGGUCUACGUGUGCCAGCUGCUGUGGCGCUCUGCUUUCGAGGUCUCCUUCCUUUUCGGCCAAUACGUCCUCUACGGCUUUGAGGUGAUACCCUCCUACGUCUGCACGCGCUCGCCGUGCCCACACACUGUGGACUGCUUUGUGUCCCGCCCCACAGAGAAAACCAUCUUUCUGCUGGUGAUGUACGUUGUGUCUUUCCUCUGCCUGCUCCUCACCAUCUUUGAAAUCAUCCAUCUUGGGGUUGGCGGCAUCCGCGACACGUUUCGCAGACGGGCCGCCCUCAGCUCACGUGGCCCCCCUCCAUCCUCCUCACGUUCCCUGCCCACAGCUCCACCAGGAUACCACGUGAGCAUGAAGAAGGAGAAACUGAAAGGAGAGCUAAGGGACUCGCCAAUGGGCGACUCCGGGCGGGAGAGCUUGGGGGACGAGGGGCCAUCGUCCAGGGAGCUGGAACGGUUGAGGAGGCACCUGAAGCUGGCCCAGCAGCACCUGGACCUGGCCUACCAGGCAGAUGAAGGAAGCCCUUCACGGAGCAGCAGCCCCGAGGUCAUCACGGGUGCACAGACGGCUGCCGAGCAGAACCGCCUCAACUUUGCCCAGGAAAAGCAAGGAGAGGCGAGCGAGAAAGGAAUACAUGCCUGAGCGUGCUUCCUGCCUCAAACGUCUGCUCUUCCAUUCCUACUGGCCUUAAACACAUGGGUGAAGCACAUAAUAGGAGUGCAGUCAGACCACUGAGGGAGACCAGAGUGUGCGUGCGUGUGUUGGUGUGUGUGUGUGUGGAUGAGAGAAAUAUGCCUUUCAGUAUUGGGGGUCAGUCAGAAAGAAAGAAAUGCUGACCAAGCUGUGUUGUGACAAAUGGUUCAUCUCCACGACUCUAAACUUGAAAGCCUGCCACAUCUCGAGUUUCUAUUUGCCUACUUAAGUCCAAACUGCGACUGUGCCUUUGGCUAAAACCUUGUCUACACCCUGUUCUUUUACCCACUCUGUGUUUUUGUGGCAGUGCAGUAAUCCUCGUCCAUUUCAGACCUUGUAAGGAUUACCGAAAGCUUUAAACUCCCCUGGCCAAGUGUACUUUUUGUUGUCUUCCUCACAAAAGAGGCUCUCUGUUUAUAAAAUGUCGCCAAAUGUUAACGUCUCACUUUGUUGGCCUCAGAGAGAAUCUCAAAACAACACAGCCUUGGGCUAUGUCAUUACUGGAGCCUGUGCAGCAGCAUUUAUUUUACAACUAGGGUGGCUUAACCUGUGCUAGAUGAGUCAUGUGUUAUUUAAACAGAUUUGACUUUAGGGAUUAUUGGUGUUUAUUAGCCAGAAGCCACACCAUUUCAGAAAUAUGACAGAAUUUUGAAGCCUGUAUAUUUACUCCAAUCGGCCAAAAUGUUUACCUGGGAAAUGCUUGAAUUCUUUAUUGACAGGAAAUGUUCCAAGGAAUUUCCAAGAAUUUUUUUGUACAAUCCAAAAAAUGUCUUGACCAAAGCUUUUUUGUCUAGAAGGAAGGGUUGGCAUCAAGAAUGCCACCUAUUUCACAUGACUGUUGGAAAGCAGGGUCUUGGGUGUUUUUUCUUCCCUAAAUUAUGUACUAUAAAAUGAAUCACAAUGUUCAUGCAUAAAGUUUUUAAAAAUAUUUCUUUUUGGGAGGUUUGCUAAACAGCUGGAAACAUCUGUCUUCUGGGCUACUGUCAACAAUGAAAUUCCAUCCUUGUCUUUUGAAAUUUACAUUCUUCUUUGGUGAGCCAUAUUUUCCAUCCUUGACAUGCACCACCACCACCCAUCCGUUGUACUGAAACAUGGAUGCUUUCAUGCAUCCUGGGGAGAAAAAAAAUGGCGCCCGGCUGAGGAAAGGAUGACAGUUGGCUGCUGACGCACAGCCUGAUGCCAUGUAAACACACAGUCUAAGAUUCAUUGUGAGACUUUUGAUCAAUAGCUUUCAGUGUUCAUACAGAGUUCAUAUUCUUUCAUAGCCUGUCAGUUGGUUUUAUGAUCUUUGGCUGAAAUAAUGAAACUACAGAUUGCCAAAGAGCUGUUUGAUGCUGUACUUUUUGUAAUCAUCUCACUUAAUUUGCUACUUAUUGCAAGGUACGACAUUCCAUUUUUGAGUAUGGUACUUCAAUGGUUUAUAUAUAUAUUUUUUUUCUAUUGCAAGUUUUGUAGUUUUUGUAACUGUAGAGAGUAUUUUGUCUUCAGAGUAAAUAAAUAUAUUUGAACAGUG